GCGUGUCCACUAUAUGAGCCCGAGACACGGUGACGUCAGCGCCGAAACACUCAACUAAACAAGCCAUUUUCACCUUCCUGAGCGAGGCGAGGCUCUGUCGGAGAGCUCGGCCUGCCCAACCCAUCCCAUUUUGAUAGCUACAGCCUCUGAUUAACACAGUUAGUUUUCUGUCGGCUUUUCUUCUGUCUGUGACCAAAUCUCUUUGGAAAGCAUCGCACAUGGACGAGCCCUCAACAAUGUCGGUGAAGCCGGAUGAGGAGACAGGAUCGGAGGGUGGCUGGUAUGGGGACGAUUUUGAGGAGAUUGGUCGCUUUGAGAGUACCACGGACCGGCGUGAUGACUUGGAAGAGAAGCUGCAGACGAGAGACUGGAACGACGUGUCAAGACAAGAGAAACACUUCUCCAGCCAUCCCGAAAGCGACCGGCAACCGCUCCCUGUUGUCAUGGAAACUGCUUCCACAGUUGAAUCUGAUUCAAACUUCCAAAAGAAAUCCACUAAUGACAGAGAUGACCUGUACACCUCUCUCAUGUCCAGUCAAACCUAUGCCUCACAAGAAGAUACCUCCUACUUUUCUGGCAACCUGUGCAAAGCUGGAGAAAAACAAACACCACGUACGGAUGACUUCAUCUCUGGAUCCCCUUCCCUGAUGUUGACCUCGGAUUCAGGUAUUGAGAUGACCUCCAGUGGAGACCUGAGUGAAUGCUCCCACAAGAUACAUGACUCUGAAAAAGCUUUUGACUCUUCUUACAACUACAUGGACAUCAGUCGCAGAGACGACUCCGGUAGCUCGCAGUGCCCCCUGGAGGACUGGAGGAUGAGCGUUCUCUCAGAGCCCAACCAGAGCACCAACUUCGAGAAGAGUCCAUCACCCGUAGAAGUAGAUGUGGAGGACCUUGGCUCUGAUGGACUUCUGGAUUCUCAGACCUUCCCAUAUGUGGAGGAACCAUCUGAUGAAGAACUGUCUGACUACCAGCCCUACCGGUCUCCAGGUAGCAGUGCCAGUCCAGUGAAGAUCACCCUGACAGAAACGCCACCUACAUCUGUAUCACCUACCACAGUCCAGCACAGCCCAACAGUUACAGUGUCAGAGAAAGAGAGCAUCCUGAGUUUGGGGCUAGAGGGAGUGCCAACUGUCACACUCUCAGAACCAGAGGACGAUAGUCUUGAGUCAUCUACACCCCCUCUCACAGAAGAAGAGUCUGACUCUCCAUCAGAUCCAAAUGUCCAGGCUCCUGAAGCAAAUAUAAUGAGCUCCACCAAGGACAAAACUCAAGUGUCACUCACCUCACCCUCUACGCCUGCCUCCAAACAAGACAGUUCUCCAGUUGAGAUGAAGACAUCCUCCCCAAAACCCUCCAGCUCCCCUGCCUUCCCUCCUUCCUCCCAGGACAUCGAGGGUAGUGGUGCAGAAUCUGGUGACUCAGAGAUUGAGCUAGUGUCUGAGGACAUUAGUCCACAAGCUCCCAGUUCUGGGUACUUGAGCUUCAGUAAGAGUCCCAACACCACUCAAAAAGCCACAUCACCACCCAAACUGCCCAUCCAGUCUGCUGCGACUGUGUCUGCUACUACUUCUGGCUCUAGCCCUGCCAUGCAGUAUAGCAUCUUGAGGGAGGAACGUGAGGCAGAGCUUGACAGUGAACUGGCACUGGAGUCCUAUGGAGAGGAAAGUCCCAAAAGACUGAGCCACGACUUCAUCUCCAGCACUGCAAAGGGCCUCAAAGAGGACUCGCAGACAGUAAAAACACCUACAGCACCCACUCCUGCAACUACAGCACCCCUUGUGACUCCCACACCUUCUCCUGUUGCUGCUGCCCCUACCAGUGCUUCUAAACAGAAGGCAUUCAGCAUGGAGGAGAAGCCCAAGCCCAGCACAAUGACCCCUGUCCCAAGCCUGAGCCUGCCAGAGCUGAAGGUGGAGCAUCCUCUUGGGGAGGUGCACAAAGGAGAGGGGAGACGGUCCAGUCAAGCCCGCAGGGGAUCGGACAGACAGACUGCACCACCUGCCAUCUUCCAGGGUUUAAUCAGAGAGAAAGUAAUGGAUUUGCUGUACUGGCGGGACCUGAAGCAGAGUGGGCUGGUGUUUGGCAGUAUACUGCUGCUGCUGUUCUCUCUUACGCAGUUCAGUGUGGUCAGUGUGGUGGCCUAUCUGGCCCUGGCUGCCCUAUCUGCCACCAUCAGCUUCAGAGUCUACAAGUCUGUGCUACAGGCUGUGCAGAAGACAGAUGAAGGACAUCCCUUCAAGGCAUAUCUGGAUGUGGAAAUGUCACUGUCACAUGAUCAGAUGCAGAGGUAUGCAGAAAACGCCCAAUACUAUAUCAAUAGCACACUGAAAGAACUGCGCAGACUGUUCUUGGUUCAGGAUCUGGUGGACACACUAAAGUUUGCAGUGCUGAUGUGGUUGCUGACCUAUGUGGGAGCCAUCUUCAAUGGUCUCACUCUUUUUAUAAUGGUGGUGGUGUCCAUGUUCUCCAUGCCUGUUGUCUACAAGAAAUACCAGGCACAGAUUGACCAGUAUCUGGACCUAAUAAGAACCCAAGUCAACUCUGUGGUGGGAAAGAUUCAGGAGAAGAUUCCUGGGGCCAAACGAAAGGCUGAGUAGGGUCAACACUGCCCCUGGAAGAGGUAGUGAGCCCCUGACAACCCUACUACAAAGAGAGCUGAGAGAUGUUCAAGGGUUCCUCUUUUUACACACACACUCAGACACUAGACACACAUAAACAUCACUGAAAACAUUGUUCUACUCUGUAUAGAUUGUGACGUCUUGAGCAACGGCCAAGCUGUGCAGGAGAAGUCCCAUCCUCGCCUUGUAACCAUAUAAAAAAAUAAAGCAAAGCGUGCUAUGUCUCAAAUCAGGCUCUAGUUAGAAGUACAACUUAUUGAUGAAUUGUAGAAGUAAUGUUGACACAUAUUAUUCAAAACUGGUUAAAGACUAGAUGUAAUUUUUCUGUUGUGUUGCUCAUAAAGUGCAUGAAGUCAAGAGUCUUAAGUGCUGAUGAAUUCUCUUUUUCUCUUAUUUUCUGUGCUUUCUCAGCUGUGCUGAAAAUGUUUUUUCUCUGUAGUAUGUGAAGGAUCUCUCCAGCUUUAUUGCUCUCCUGUGACACUCUCUUCUUGGAAAAAAAAAAGAUUUUUGUUUCCUAGGCGCUGGGUGGGGCUUUUCCUUUUUCAUCACUAUUCCUGUAAACAUGAUUAACAUAAUCGUCAUUGUCAGCUAGACGCUUGGAUUUGCUGCGUUUUCUGGUAUUUGUAACAUUGGGCACAAACGCAACUAUUUAGCAUUGCUCUGAUUAGAUAUGGUCAGCUCACGCAUAGCAUUUGGUUUCUUUUCUUGUAGGACUUAUUAAAGGAGCUACAGAGAUGUUUUGAGUGCUGUCAUUGAUCUUCUUUUUGAAAAUGAUACAAAACAAAAGAGAGAGAGGAGAAGAAAGCUGAAGUGAGUGAUUGCCAGCUAGAAUCUGUCAAUCUUUGUACAAUGUUAAGUAUUGUUCAUUCUCUUAGCCAUUGACUCUUAACUAUUUGCACUUAAGAUGUACUCAAUAAUGAAUGCGAAAAUAAAUGUUCUUAAAUGUA
Molecule: messenger RNA, 3568 nt
Organism: Xyrauchen texanus (razorback sucker)
Lineage: Eukaryota; Metazoa; Chordata; Actinopteri; Cypriniformes; Catostomidae
Gene: rtn1b
Product: reticulon 1b
Exons: 9
Coding region: 219-2600 (793 amino acids)
Biological process (GO): neuron differentiation; brain development; endoplasmic reticulum tubular network formation
Cellular component (GO): postsynaptic density; neuron projection
Source: RefSeq, a predicted model, not a curated record